Molecule: messenger RNA, 582 nt
Organism: Zingiber officinale
Lineage: Eukaryota; Viridiplantae; Streptophyta; Magnoliopsida; Zingiberales; Zingiberaceae
Product: protein FLOWERING LOCUS T-like
Exons: 4
Coding region: 1-582 (193 amino acids)
Source: RefSeq, a predicted model, not a curated record
AUGUCGAGGGAUCCACUCGCCCUUAGCAAUGUAGUUGGAGAUGUGCUGGACCCCUUCCUCAAGUCCGCGGCAAUGAAGGUGGUUUACAAUAAUAGGGAAGUGACUAAUGGGUCCGAGCUCAAGCCUUCGGCCAUUGCAAACGCGCCACGAGUCGAGAUUCAAGGACGCGACUCGAGGACUCUUUACACACUCGUGAUGGUGGACCCUGAUGCUCCAAGCCCCAGCAAUCCAACGAAAAGAGAGUUUCUGCAUUGGUUGGUGACUGAUAUCCCAGAAACAGCCAAUUCUAGUUAUGGUAAUGAAAUUGUCUGCUAUGAGAGUCCACGUCCAUCGAUUGGGAUCCAUCGACUCGUGUUCGUAUUGUUCCGACAAUCAAUCAGCCAAACAAUCUACGCGCCCGGGUGGAGACAAAACUUCAACACCAGAGAUUUUGCAGCAGCUCACAAUCUCGGCAAUCCUGUAGCCGCGAUAUUCUUAAACUGUCAAAAGGAGAACCGAUGUGGUGGAAGAAGGUAUGUCAAUCGAGCAGACAACAUAAUCAAACAAUUCAUGUUUUUCAAGUCGUCUAUGCCAUCCUCAUAA